This is a messenger RNA of Racocetra fulgida, 801 nucleotides long. NCBI's taxonomy places the organism in Eukaryota, Fungi, Glomeromycota, Glomeromycetes, Diversisporales, Gigasporaceae. The record is from the annotation of a GenBank genome assembly.
AUCAAUUAGCAGGUUCUAUCGAUAAUAUUGAGGAUGGCUUCGCUAUUCUCAUAGAAAAUGUAUCUGAAAUGAAAGAGGAUAUUAAGGAUAUUAAGAAGAUUGUUGUGAUGUUGAAAGGAUUUGAAGAUUUUAAUGUACUAAAAACCAUGAUUGAAGCUCAAACGGAAAAACGUGGUAAUACCCGAAAAUGGAUCAGAAAUUCUGAUAAUUAUGAAGUAGCUUUUACUGAAAUGAAUUCCCUUCCGGAAGAUUUUUAUUUUGAAAUCAGUAUGCUAAAAAGACUUCAAGAGUCACGUGAUAUAAUACAAUUUUUUGGUAUAGUUGAAAAUGAACGUCUAUCAAAAACUUAUUUGGUUACAGAAUGGUCAAAAUAUGGUAGUUUAGAAGAAUAUUAUAGAAAUGAAAAACUUGAAAACUCCCUAAAACUACAAAUUGCGUUAGAUAUUGUACGUGGACUUAAUUUUCUUCAAGCGUACAAGAUUUUACAUCAUGAUGUGCGAAGUGCUAAUAUCAUGAUCGACUCUCAUAAACAUGCUAGACUGGCCAAUUUUGGUAUGAGCCGUCGCUUUGCUGACGCCUCAAAAAACCUUAAAAACGUCAUUGAUGCUAGUAGAUAUAAGGCUCCUGAAAAAAUAAAAUAUAGUGAUUACAAAUAUGAUUCAAGAUGUGAAAUCGCCGAAACGGAUCUUCCAUUUUCAAAUAUUGAAACACAUCUCAUAGAGACCGAAAUUUUGAAAGCUUCGCUUCCAUUAACAUUUAGAAGUGAUGUACCUGAAAAAUGGAAAAAGCUUGUUUUUAAAG